Molecule: messenger RNA, 345 nt
Organism: Blepharisma stoltei
Lineage: Eukaryota; Ciliophora; Heterotrichea; Heterotrichida; Blepharismidae
Source: the annotation of a GenBank genome assembly
AUGGUGAUAAUAAUAAAAAUGCUAAGAAAAUUUACGUCCCAAGUCACUAUCAGCCAGCUUAAGGAAAUUAAAUCGUUUCUUCCUUCCUGGCAUGUAUCGAACGACUCUUCCGAAUUAAGAAAAACUUUUCACUUUAAUAAUUCCAAAGAAGCUUGGGACUUUGUCGAUAUUGUGGGUAAAAUCGCUGCCAAGCACCAAUGCCCGCCGGCUUGGUCUCUACUCCACAAUAAAGUCGCUAUUAAAUUCCCUCCUGAGCCAUCACAAGAAUUGACAAAUGGGCAAGUGUGACUUGCAUCAUUUAUGGACAAGGCAGGAGCGCACAUUAAAGAAGAUCAUAUGAACUAG